Molecule: messenger RNA, 1191 nt
Organism: Talaromyces proteolyticus
Lineage: Eukaryota; Fungi; Ascomycota; Eurotiomycetes; Eurotiales; Trichocomaceae
Product: putative PfkB family carbohydrate kinase
Exons: 3
Coding region: 1-1191 (396 amino acids)
Source: RefSeq, a predicted model, not a curated record
AUGGGAGAUGGGGAUUCUUCUGCCAGGGGAGAAGAUGAGGUCGACUUUUGUACUCUGGGAAUGUUUAUUAUAGAUGAUAUCGAGUUCGAAGGCUCCAGGCCGCCCGUCUAUGGUAUCAUAGGAGGCGCCGGGUCUUUCGCAGUUGUUGGGGCUCGCAUGGUUGCUGGGAAAGAGCACGGAAAGGCCGUGAGCUGGAUCCUCGAUGUCGGAUCCGACUUCCCUGAAGACAUGAUGAAUAUCAUUCAAUCCUGGGGUACUGGCUGUAUUAUCAGGGAGGACAAGGAACGACUGACUACUCGAGCAUGGAAUGGAUAUGGCGCAAACGAGAAACGAGAUUUCAAAUACUUGACACCAAAAUUACGGCUGGAGCCUUCAAUGCUUUCCCAUUCGCAACUAUUCUCGAAAACAUUCCACAUGGUUUGUUCAUCCGAACGAUGCGUUAAUAUUGUUCAAGAAAUUCUUCACAAAAGAAAGUCCUUACAGGAGCACGCCCCGUCACUAUCAGCUUCGAACCCAAUAUUCGUCUGGGAACCUGUCCCCGAUCGAUGUACUCCGGAAGACCAAGAAAAGUUCUUAGCGGCCUGUCAAAUGGUCGAUUUGGUCAGUCCCAACGAACUCGAACUGGGAAUGAUGUUCGGCCGUCCAGGCUGGAAUGCGGCUGAUGAGGAGGACCGUGAGCUGGUCCGGAAAAUUCUACAAUCUGGAAUCGGGUUAGACAGGCAAGGGUGCCUUGUCAUUAGAGCAGGUAAAGACGGCAGUUACUCUUAUUCAAAAGGUCGAAAGGGGCUAUGGCUUCCAGCGUAUUAUCAGCCUCAAUUGGGUGAGAGUUCCAAAGUAAUAGACCCUACAGGCGCUGGUAAUUCCUUUCUUGGGGCAUUGGUCCAGGGUAUGAUCAGCGAGGGACGACAGAGUCAUACGCUUCUUGACACUACAUUGACGACCUCUAGCCACUGGGAUGAAAUCAAGACUACUUGGGGGAAUGACGGCCAAGUGCCAAAAGCUAUGAUUUGCGCUACGGUAGCCGCAGGGUUUGUCGUUGAGCAGAUCGGUGUGCCUAGUGUGUCAAAGGCGGCAAAUGGAAGAGAGACUUGGAACGGGACUGAAUUCAUAGAACGACUCCGUAUUUAUACACAGCGAUUAUGUAAAACGCUUGAACAGUCUUCUCAGAGCCAUGAUUGGCUGAUAGACUGA